AUGUCGUUUAAUUUAGUUUCUGAUGAAAAGGCCUCCAAAGCUGCUGAAGAAUAUGCCGAACAACUCCAUGAAAUUUACAAACAUGAGUGUUAUGGAACUCAGAAAAAAGAGUGUAAGAUAAUUUUUGUACAUUUUACAAAACCUCGGGCUGAUCCGCGGUGUAAGAACCUGUUAAACUCACAAGUGAUGUAAAACAGAGGAAACAAAGAAGUCAACACAAUAGAACGCAGAAAAACAAAAGGUGCGAAACAAAGAAGAAGUUCACUGGUUCUUACACCGAGGUAAACCCAAACCUCGCCCCCUCCUGAAAGUGUCUCAAUACAAAAACAAAAGAUCUGUCUGUUUGUAUUGAUCUAUUCAUUUUUCCUUUUUUUUGCUUUUUUUUAGCUUGCCACACGCUAGCAGAGUUUUACAUGUCAGUUGAACGGAACAUAACGAAAGCAAAGGAACUUUACCACUACACUUGUUAUGAGCUUGACCUUCCUGAAAGUUGCUUUGCGUUAGGAAACCUUUAUCUUACUCAAAAAAGUAGGGUUACUAUUAUUAACUAUUAUACAGUAUAAUUUAUCAAACCUGAGUUAGAACAGGACUAUGUGAAAAUAUAUGUUAAUUUUUUUGUCAGUAUCAUAUUUUUGAUGUAACAUUUUAGGCAACUAACGUUUCACUUAAACUGAGUCAAGUUAAGAAAUGGUGUGGGAGGGGUAAAAGUGCUGUUUGCUUUUGGUUUCAUCAAGCUUGUGGAUUAUUUGAGGCCGUGAGGUUUGGUUCAGCCAAGAGUCAAAACUAUAAGACCUUGCACUGGGCAAACUGAUGCUCCACCAAUAUACUGAUGGCCUUAGCCAGGUUCCAUAAGGCACGUUAAGGUUAGAGGAACUCAUAAUAUUGUUUCAAAAGAAAAGGUAAUGUUAUUGUUCCAGAACAAAACUUUUGAGCCCUCUUAUCUGAACAAUGCUUUAAAAAAAACUUGUUCUUGCCACAGACAAGAAAUUGACAACUGAUCAAUUUGAUUAGAUCAUGCAUGAUGCCUUUCCUUCUUGAUUCUGUGUCAAAUACAAUACUGUAAACGAUCUAAUAGACACCCUUUUGUACAUAAAUGCCAAAUAAACACCCCUGUUAAUAUGUUAAGUUUGUAUUGGACACCCCACUGAAAUAAACGUACCCUCUUGUACCCCUAAAUUUAAAUAAAUGCCCCAUGCAUCCAUUAGAUCAUUUACAGAAUCUCCAUUACCUUCCUUCCAGAACACAAAGAUCCUGAGAAGGCAGUCAGUUUGUUUCACAGAGCAUGUGAGAAGGGCUCUCCAGGAGCAUGUAAUAAUGCAGGAUUAACAUAUCAAAAUGGAAUCCAAGGAUCAACAAUACAAAAGGACAUCCAUAAAGCUAUAGAGAUGUUUUCUAAGUCCUGUGAAUUAGGACAUCCAAAUGGCUGCUUCAACUUGAGUGUGAUUUACCUAACUGGGAAAGAUGGAAUUCCAAAAGAUUUACCCAAAGCUUUUGAGCUUUCACAAAAAAGCUGUAACAUGAUGCAUCCAUGGGCUUGUGCUAACAUUAGUAGAAUGUAUGCCAUUGGUGAUGGUGUUGAGAAAAACCCACAAGAAGCAGAGAGGUACAAAAGAUUUGCAAAAAAAUACUCUGGACAAGAAAUCAAGAUAUGAAAAAUCACUAAAAUAUUCCUUAC
Molecule: messenger RNA, 1675 nt
Organism: Porites evermanni
Lineage: Eukaryota; Metazoa; Cnidaria; Anthozoa; Scleractinia; Poritidae
Source: the annotation of a GenBank genome assembly